ACGACAGCGUGGCAUCAUGAAGCUGUUGCUUGGCAUUUGUGUCAUAGGGGCUGCCCUGACGCAGGGCUUUUUAACCCCAACGCCGAUGCACCAAGCAUUCCAAGACACACGUACUCAACACCGUCGAUUUGCAUCCAGGACACUUAAAGCUGUGGUAGACCCUGGCCACGUGGCGGAGGUGGUGCACACCCACCUCCCCUCAUCGUCGGUCUGGCUUUUGCAGACACUUCAAGGGGUAGCGGAUGCUGCCGCAGCCACAGCCGCCGAUACUGCAGGAGCCGUGGAAGGUAGCAAAGAGAUGACUGGUGCAGCUGCGGCCGCCGCUGCGAACAAUGGCGGGUGGCUGGCGGCUCCCAUUGGCGCGAUUGAGAAAGCCAUUACCUUCAUGCACGAAACUUUGGAGGGCGCCGGGUUGCAAAAUACCUACGGCCUGUCCAUUAUCGCCUUCACCGUCCUCGUCAAACUUGUGACGCUGCCUCUGAACUACAAGCAGAUCGAAAGCACGACGAAAAUGCAGGCCAUCCAACCGAAAAUGAAGGAAAUCCAAGCCAAGUACAAGAGCGACCCCACCCUUCAACAACAGAAAAUGGCCCAGCUCUAUUCCGACAACAACGUCAACCCCCUCGCGGGCUGCCUCCCUGCGUUGGUGCAGAUCCCCAUCUUCAUCUCCCUGUACCGGGCCUUGACGAAUUUGGCCGCCGCCAACGAAUUGAAUGAGCCUUUUCUCUGGCUACCCAAUUUGGAGGGACCGACGUACGGGGCGGGCCCAGCGGACGGGAUGAAUUGGCUGAAGCAGUGGGAAGGCUUUACCCCCUCUCUGGGCUGGCACGACACCAUCGCUUUUUUGACGGUACCGUUGAUUCUGAUCGUCUCCCAGAGCAUCUCCCAACAAAUCUUGCAGCCCGCCGCGAACAAGGACGAUCCCAACGCGCAGCAAUCCCAGGCCAUCCUCAAAUUUCUCCCCUUCAUGGUCGGCUACUUCUCCCUGAACGUGCCCUCAGGCCUGGGGGUGUACUGGAUCGCCAACAACUUGAUCACCACCCUCACCACGGUGGCCGUCAGGGCCGUCAUACAAGGCAAGGAGGAGGAAGCCGUUGCCGGAGGGGGGGGGGGGGGCACCGAGGUGGAGGACGUGGACGACGAGUCGUCGUCUUCGGCGGGGGUGGAAAAACGUAAAUUCGGGGGGCUUCCCGCCGUGGGGGUGAGCCAGGAUGAGCGCUUGGGCCGGACGGAGAAGGGUUCGACGGUGGAGGUGUUGAAGGAGGAGGGGGGCUUGACGGUCCUCAGGGAGGUGAAGGACGGGGAAGUGGUGUCCACGACGGUGCGGUUGACGCCGGAGGAGAUGAAGCGACGGCGGGAGGCAUUGGCCAGGGGGGAGGAUCCGGCCGCGGUCGGCCCACCGACGACGCCGAAAACCCCCGAGCCCAGCAAUGAUCCGAGGCAGAAUAAACGGUCGAAACGCCGGAAGAAAUAG
This is a messenger RNA of Nannochloropsis gaditana CCMP526, 1474 nucleotides long. RefSeq names its product preprotein translocase subunit YidC (gene YIDC). Gene Ontology annotation, biological process: protein insertion into membrane. The record is from RefSeq and is a predicted model, not a curated record. Bases 17 to 1474 code for a protein of 485 amino acids. The transcript has 2 exons. Gene Ontology annotation, molecular function: membrane insertase activity. Gene Ontology annotation, cellular component: membrane.